GCUGAUUGAUACAUAUACCUUCAAGUGCCAGUGGGACCAAUUAUACAUGCAGGAUGUGAGCAUCUCAACUGAACAAUCUGAUUAACAAACUCCAACAUCAUUAGUCAUAUUGUGCUGUGAAUUGUCGUGCUGACUCCAUUUUCAAUUUUCCGAAGAUUACAAUCAGCUAAGAUGCUUCCCGACCCACAUACCAAGUACACAGGAUUCCAGCAAAUCCACAAUCCAAACCGAAAAUGGCCCAACCGGGUUUUGACGAAGCCUCCGGUCUGGCUUUCAACUGAUUUGCGUGAUGGCAACCAAUCUCUCAUCAAUCCUUUGACCAUUGAGCAAAAGUGGGAAUAUUUCCAGAUGCUCGUUGAAAUCGGUUACACCGAGAUCGAAGUCUGUUUUCCGGCCGCAUCCCAAGUCGAGUUCGAUUUUACGAGACGUCUGAUUGAGACACCCAACAUCGUCCCUGACACUGUACGUCUGCGGGGGCUUUCUCCUACGCGAGAAGAUUUCUUGGCUCGCACCGUCGCCGCUCUUCGUGGCGCCAAAAGAGCGUCCGUUUGCACUUAUAUCUGCGUCAGUGACAAGCAGCUCAAAUAUCAGGGCUUUACGCGAGAGAGAGCACUCGAGCAGGCCGUUAGAUCUGUUCGGUUCCUGCGAUCUAUUACCAAAGAUGACCCGGAAUCGGCGGCUGUAACGGACUGGACCAUGGCCUUUGGCCUCGAGUCCUACAACGAAGCCGACCAUGACUACGCUGUGCAGAUCACUGAGGCUGUCAGAGAGGCCUGGGAGCCCACCGUGGAGGACCCUCUGGUCGUGGUUUUGGCGACUAGCACCGAGGUUGCUACUCCCAACGUGUUUGCAGACCAAGUCGAGACCUUCCGAGCGUCUCUAUCUGACCCCGAAAAGAUAUCCAUCUCAAUUCACACCCACAAUGACCGUGGAUGUGGUGUUGCUGCAGCUGAGCUGGGCAUGCUUGCAGGCGCUGACAUGGUCGAGGGAUGUCUGUUCGGCAACGGAGAGCGCGCUGGCAAUGUUGAUCUCGUCACGCUGGCCCUCAACUUGUACUCGCGCGGCAUCCACCCCGGUCUCGACUUUUCAAAGCUGUACGACAUCAAGAGAAAGUAUGAGAAGCUCACUGGUUUAAUCGUGUCUCAGCGUAUGCCUUAUACUGGCGAAUUUGCGCUUCAGGCAUUCAGUGGCAGCCAUCAGAAUAUUAUUCGAAAGGGCAUUGCGCAACGAGUCGAGGCCGCCGAGAAGGGAAUUAGACCUAUUUGGGACAUUCCAUACCUCCCUCUCGAUCCUGAAGACUUGGGCAUUCCUCUGGACACAAUCAUUCGAGUUAACUCACAAAGUGGCAAGGCUGCUGCAACUUGGAUUCUCAACAGACGUUGGGGCCUUGACAUGCCUGUCGAGCUUCAGAUCAACUUUGGAGGCCGAGUCCAGAUGAUGUGCGAGGCCCUUGCGCGAGAGAUCUCCCACCAGGAGGUUAUCAACCUCUUCAUUGCCAGCUACGCACUUACCCCAAGUGAGAAGCACGAUAGUGCCUCCAACAUCGGCAACAUCUCCGUCACUAGCGAUGGCACUCUGCAAACUGUUGUCGGAAUGAUCAAUCCUGUCGACAGCUUCGCCAUUCGUAUCGAUGGAACUGGACCCGACAUCGCCUCCGCUGUUGUCAAGGGCUUGCACUUCAUGAAGGACGUCAACGCGGUGGCCAAAAUUCAUCACACCCAGCAGCUGUCUGAGCGGUUCAAUGGGAAGUACUGCGUCCUGGCUACCUGCGUGGAGGGGAUAAGACCACAUGGGGAUACUUUAUCGAUGAAAACGAGGAGAAUGCCCAGGCAAUGGCGGUUGUUUCGGCGUCAUUGCACAUGUACCGUCGCAAAUUGUCAACCUUGCCGCUCAAGAAGCAAAAUACUAUGGCCAAAAUCGCGGCCGCAAGUGCAACUCAGACAGCGGCAACAGCUUAAGCGCUGCGAAAGGGUUGAUGAUGAGGAAGUUUCACUCCUGCAUGGAUGUCUCGGUAAACAAAGUGCUUGCCUGUAAAUAAAGUUGAAUGUCAUAAAGUCAUGACUAGAAAAAUGAUCUAGUAAGCUUGGAAGCGUGCACAUUUGAUGAUUCUGGCAACAGCUCGGGAUCAGAUGGGGAAUUAAGGUACUAGAUUGAUCGAAAACUCUCGCGUAUGAUCACCUUGAAAGAAUUCAUAGUCGUCAAUUCAUGAGACAUGUUACAAAUGCUUCCGCAAUGGACGAUUUUGGGCAAUAAACCUCGUCGGAUAACUCUGGCAGACAAUUGAGAGAGAUGAUACGAAUUUAAC
This is a messenger RNA of Colletotrichum acutatum, 2305 nucleotides long. Its product is annotated as 2-isopropylmalate synthase. The coding region runs from base 172 to 2034 and encodes 620 amino acids. The record is from RefSeq and is a predicted model, not a curated record. The transcript has 4 exons. Gene Ontology annotation, biological process: L-leucine biosynthetic process. Gene Ontology annotation, cellular component: mitochondrion. NCBI's taxonomy places the organism in Eukaryota, Fungi, Ascomycota, Sordariomycetes, Glomerellales, Glomerellaceae. Gene Ontology annotation, molecular function: 2-isopropylmalate synthase activity.